AUGUUCUCUAACCAGGCAUCCUUUUACUGGAUAUCGACCAACCUUUGCGCACUCCUCGCCACGGCCUUGAUGCUACCACCAAAUGAAGACUUGACAUUACCUACCAUGACUAAUAACAUUGAAAUCAUAAAUGGCACCAUUCCGAGUAUCAAUACUACCAAUCACGACGGUGGAGUCCCCGUUCGGAAUCAGCCAAUCCUCGUCCUAGAACCCUACUUCGAUCGCUACCCUCGCAACCUCCCCUUAGUCCUUCAAUCAAACCUUUUCAACAUACUUGCAGAACAACUCGUGCAUCAAGGAAAUGAUCUCGAUCGGACUAGACUGCGGAUCUUACCUGGGGUUGGUAGUCUAGCCAUUGGACCGGCGAACGAUGCGCCGCCGUACAUCAGUAGCCAGGCUGCUGCAGACGUAAUCAUGACGCUUGAGUUUUGGAUUGGGAACGGCAUUGACAGGUGCAAGACGCUGACAUUCUACGUCACCGAGAAAAACUUUGGGCAUAGAUUGGCGAAGGGAGGGCUCUAUCAUGUCCCUGCUGAUGUCAGCGUGAUUGGAAGCGAGGGUGGGGUGGAGCAUGCGAAUGAAACUGUUCUCUAG
Messenger RNA from Bacidia gigantensis, 594 nucleotides. RefSeq lists its product as uncharacterized. Bases 1 to 594 code for a protein of 197 amino acids. NCBI's taxonomy places the organism in Eukaryota, Fungi, Ascomycota, Lecanoromycetes, Lecanorales, Ramalinaceae. The transcript has a single exon. The record is from RefSeq and is a predicted model, not a curated record.